Messenger RNA from Octodon degus (degu), 4149 nucleotides. RefSeq names its product integrin subunit alpha D (gene Itgad). Gene Ontology annotation, molecular function: integrin binding. Bases 1 to 3471 code for a protein of 1156 amino acids. The record is from RefSeq and is a predicted model, not a curated record. NCBI's taxonomy places the organism in Eukaryota, Metazoa, Chordata, Mammalia, Rodentia, Octodontidae. Gene Ontology annotation, biological process: cell-cell adhesion; cell-matrix adhesion; integrin-mediated signaling pathway. Gene Ontology annotation, cellular component: external side of plasma membrane; integrin complex. The transcript has 29 exons.
AUGGCUUCUUAUCAUGGAUUCAACUUGGAUGUGGAGAACCCCAUAAUCUUCCACGGGGACGCAGCUGGCUUUGGGUGGACCGUGGCUCAGUUUGGCAGAUCUCGGCUGGUGGUGGGAGCGCCCCAAGAGGUCACGGCAGCCAACCAAACGGGCCGGCUGUACAGCUGCUUGCCUGCAGCCAGCUCGUGCCACCCCAUCUCCUUGCACAUGCCCCUAGAAGCUGUGAACAUGUCCCUGGGUCUGUCCCUGGCCACCUCCACUAACCACUCCUGGCUCUUGGCCUGCGGGCCAACUGUGCACAGAGCCUGUGGGGAGAACAUGUACGCAAAGGGCUCCUGCCUCCUGUUGAACUCCCACCUACAGGCCAUCCGGACAGUCCCUGCGGCCCUGACAGAGUGUCCAAAUCAAGAGAUGGACAUUGCCUUUCUGAUUGAUGGCUCUGGCAGCAUUGAACAAAGUGAAUUUAACCAGAUGAAGGGUUUUGUCAAAGCUGUGAUGGACCAGUUCAAGGACACCAACACCCUGUUCUCCCUGAUGCAGUACUCAAACCUCCUGAAGAUCCACUUCACCUUCACCCAAUUCCAGACCAACCCAAGCCCCGAGAGCCUGGUGAUGCCCAUCGUACAGCUGAAGGGCCUGACGUACACAGCCACCGGCAUCCAGAGAGUGGUGAAUGAGCUAUUUCAUAGCAAUAAUGGGGCCCGCGAAAGUGCCAAGAAAAUACUCAUCGUCAUCACAGAUGGGCAGAAGUACAGAGACCCCCUGAGCUACAGCGAGGUCAUCCCCCAGGCAGAGAAAGCUGGGCUUACCCGCUACGCCAUCGGGGUGGGAGACGCUUUCCAGGAGCCCACGGCCAGGCAGGAGCUGAACACGAUUGGCUCAGUGCCCCCGCAGGACCAUGUGUUCAAGGUGGACAACUUUGCAGCCCUCAGCAGAAUCCAGAAAAAGCUUCAGGAGAAGAUCUUUGCGGUAGAAGGAACCCAGUCAAAGACCAGUAGCUUCUUUCAGCAUGAGAUGGCCCAGGAAGGCUUCAGCGCGGUGCUCACCACGGAAGGUCCAGUUCUGGGGGCAGUGGGAAGCUUCGGCUGGUCUGGAGGCGCCUUCUUGUAUCCCCCAAAUGGGAACCCCAUCUUCAUCAACACGUCUAGGGAGCAUGUGGACGCGAGGGACUCUUACCUGGGUUACGCCACAGAGCUGGCCCUUUGGAAGGGGGCGCAGAGCCUGGUCCUGGGGGCUCCUCGCCAUCAGCACACCGGGAAGGUCAGCAUCUUCAUCCAGGUUUCCGGGCGAUGGAGGCCACAAGCCGAGGUCAGAGGGACCCAGAUCGGCUCCUACUUCGGGGCCUCCCUCUGCUCUGUGGAUGUGGACAGAGAUGGCAGCACUGACCUGGUCCUCAUUGGGGCCCCCCAUUACUACGAGCCGACCCGGGGGGGCCGGGUGUCCGUGUGUCCCCUGCCUAAGGGGCAGAGGGCUCCGUGGCGGUGUGAAGCUGUUCUCCAGGGCGAGCAGGGCCACCCCUGGGGCCGCUUUGGGGCAGCCAUGACGGUGCUGGGGGACGUGAGUGGGGACCAGCUGACAGAUGUGGCCAUCGGGGCCCCUGGAGAGCAGGAGAACCAGGGCGCUGUUUACAUGUUUCAUGGAGUCUCUAGAGGGGGCAUGAGCCAGGCCCACAGCCAGCGGAUCGCCGGUUCCCAGCUCUCCCCCAGCCUCCAGCACUUCGGGCAGUCCCUGAGCGGGGGCCAGGACCUCACCCAGGAUGGACUUGUGGACCUGGCUGUCGGGGCGCAAGGGAAGGUGCUGCUGCUCAGGACUCUGCCCGUGCUGAAAGUGGAAGUGUCCAUGAGAUUCACCCCCGUGGAGGUGCCACGAGCCUUGCACCACUGCUGGGAGGAGGCGCCCCCCGCUCUGGAGGCUCUGGAGGCUCUGGAGGCUCUGGAGGCCGUGGUCUGCCUCACUCUUCGUAAAGACUCCCUUGACCAGUUAGGUGAUUUCCAGAGUUCUGUUCGUUAUGAUCUGACCUUGGACCCGGGCCGUCGGAUUUCUCGUGCUGUUUUUUAUGAGACCAAGAACUGGACUUUGACUCGAAGGAAAACCCUGGGGCUUGGGGAUCACUGUGAAACCGAGAAGCUGCUUUUGCCAGGCUGCAUAGAGGAUGUGGUGAGCCCCAUCAUCCUGCGCCUCAACUUCUCCUUGCCGAGGGACUCCAUUUUAGCCUGGAGCCUCCGCCCUGUGCUGGCUAUGGGCUCUCAAAACCUCUUCACCGCUUCUCUCCCAUUUGAGAAGAACUGUGGGCAAGACCAACUCUGUGAAGGGGACCUGAGUGUCAGCUUCAGCUUCUCAGGCCUGCAUACCCUGAUGGUGGGGAGUACCUUGGAGCUCAGUGUGACAGUGACUGUGUGGAAUGAGGGUGAAGAUUCCUAUGGAACUGUGGUCAACUUCUAUUAUCCAGUGGGGCUGUCCUAUCGACGGGUAUCAGGAGUACAGAGGCAGCCACGUCAGCGCUCACAGCAUGUGGCAUGUGAGGCAGAAUCCACCGAGAAAGAGGGCUCGAGGAGCAGCAGCUGCAGCAUCAACCACCCCAUCUUCCAGGAGGGCGCCAAGGUCACCUUUACUGUCACAUUUGAUGUCUCCUACAAGGCUACCCUGGGAGACAGGUUGCUAAUGAGAGCCAACGCAAGCAGUGAGAACAACAAGCCUGCAACCAGCAAGACGACCUUCCAGCUGGAACUCCCGGUGAAGUACACGGUGUAUACAGUGAUCAGCAGGCAGGAAGAAUCCACUAAGUACAUCAACUUUUCAACUUCUGAUGAGAAGAGCAAGAAAGAGGCUGAACACCGAUAUCGUGUGAAUAACCUGAGCCAGCGAGAUCUGGCCAUCGGGAUCAAUUUCUGGGUUCCUGUCUUGCUGAACGGCAUGGCUGUGUGGGAUGUGACGCUGAGGGUCCCCUCCCAGAGUCUCUCUUGUGUGUCACAAAGGGAACCACCCCAGCAUUCCGACUUCCUGGCCCAGAUUACAAGGAGUUCUGUGCUGGACUGCUCCAUCGCUGACUGCCUCAGGUUCCGCUGUGAUGUCCCCUCCUUCGGCAUCCAGGAGGAGCUCGACUUCAUCCUCAAGGGCAACCUCAGCUUCCACUGGGUCAGCCAGACACUGCAGAAGAAGGUGUUGGUGGUCAGUGUGGCUGAAAUCACAUUCGACAGAUCCACGUAUUCCCAGCUUCCCGGGCAGGAGGCAUUUCUGAGAGCGCAGAUGGAAACAGUGCUAGAGGAAUUUGAGCUCUAUGACCCGGUGCCCCUUGUGGUGGGCAGCAGCGUGGGAGGGCUGCUGCUGCUGGCUCUCAUCACAGCCUCGCUGUACAAGCUUGGCUUUUUCAAACGGCAGUACAAAGAAAUGCUGGGGGGCCAAUCUGAAGCCCCUGCCACACUGAGCAAGGACGAUGCCAUCUAUGAGGCCCCGGAUGUGCCUGGGUUCUAACCGUCCACACUGCUGCUUAGCUAGACCUCGAGCUGCCCUUGUCUCUGUGUCCUUCUACUUUCACGGAACGACUUCUGCACAGUUCUGGACCGGCCUGAGGAGCCUACCUAGUGCUGAGCCACCCGCUGGAGGAGUGGAAAGAUUUUUAAAAAAAUAUUUUUAUAAAUCUGUCAAACUUCUUCUGUGAUGAUUUUUUUUAUAGGAGCAGGCACGAUGCCAGUAUACAUUUUCAUAUGGUAAAAAAAGCGGUCACAUGAAAUGAGGAUGCAAUACCCUGUUUCCCUUGCAUGAAGCAGCUCUAACCCAGGGACCUCGGCGCUGUUCUAGGCAUGCUUGGGGGAACCUCCGGCAGGUAUAGGACAGGUCCUUGUGCUUUCUCAGGGACCUGGGGCCUGAGGCCAUCUUUCCUUAAUGGUUAUGAGUGACAUGGGGGGGGGGCGAGCAUGUGUAGAGGGGAGGUGUGUGUGUGUGUGUGUGUGUGUGUGUAUUCGGUUCAGCACAGGCUAGGAAAAGCCUGUCCUACGAAGCAAUGAAAUGUCCGACUUAUCUGAACCUGUGUCACUCUUGAAUCCCUGAAGCCAGGACAGGUUUCCAGGAAGGACUUUCUGAUUUCCAAACUAAUACAGAAGAUCCAUUAGAGGCCAUCAGUGAGAACCUCGGAAUGUUCCAAAUCUAGAA